Molecule: messenger RNA, 3179 nt
Organism: Myiozetetes cayanensis
Lineage: Eukaryota; Metazoa; Chordata; Aves; Passeriformes; Tyrannidae
Gene: ELAPOR1
Product: endosome-lysosome associated apoptosis and autophagy regulator 1
Biological process (GO): autophagosome assembly; positive regulation of vacuole organization
Cellular component (GO): trans-Golgi network; extracellular exosome; late endosome
Source: RefSeq, a predicted model, not a curated record
UUGCCGCCGCCAUGGCCGGAGCCGGAGCCGGAGCCGGAGCCCGAGCCCGGUGGGCGCCGCUGGCUCUGCUGUGUCUCGCUGUCACCGCGUCCCCGGGACGCGCCGCGGAGCAGCUGCACGUCUGCAAGGAGUCCGAGUACCACUACGAGUACACGGCGUGUGACAGCUCCGGGGCUCGCUGGAGGGUGGCGGUGCCGCACAGCCCCGGGCUCUGCACCGGCCUGCCCGACCCCGUCCGCGGCACCGAGUGCUCGUUCUCCUGCAAGGCGGGCGAGUUCCUGGAGAUGCAGGCGCAGUCGUGCCGCCCCUGCGCCGCGGGCACCUACUCGCUGGGCACCGGCGUCCGCUUCGACGAGUGGGACGAGGUGCCCCGAGGGUUCGCCAACGUGGCCACCAACCUGGAGCUGCAGGAGGGGCCCGGGGACCCCGCCGGGAACUGCACCGGGUCGACGUGGGUGCCCCUGGGGGACUACGUGGCCUCGAACACGGACGAGUGCACGGCCACGCUCAUGUUCGCCGUGAGCCUCAAGCAGGCGGGGACUGUCACCUUCGAGUACAUCUACCCCGACAGCAGCAUCGUCUUCGAGUUCUUCGUGCAGAAUGACCAGUGCCAGCCCACGGUGGAGGAAUCCCGGUGGAUGAGAACGACAGAGAAGGGCUGGGAAUUCCACAGCGUGGAGCUGAGCCGCGGUAACAACGUGCUGUACUGGAGAACCACCGCCUUCUCCGUGUGGGCCAAGGUGCCCAAACCGGUGCUGGUGCGGAACAUCGGCAUCACAGGGGUCGCGUUCACCUCCGAGUGCUUCCCCUGCAAACCCGGCACGUUCGCGGCCGCGCCCGGCUCUGCCUCCUGCCAGCCCUGCCCCGCCGACACCUUCUCCGGGAAAGGGGCCACCGCCUGCCAGCCCUGCGAGCCCGGCACCUACGCCGAGCCCGGCUCGGGGUCCUGCAAACCGCGCCCCCCCUGCACGGACAAGGAUUUCUUCUACACCCACACGGCCUGUGACGCCGGCGGGGAGACGCAGCUGCUGUACAAGUGGGCAGAGCCCAAGAUCUGCAGCGAGGAGCUGCCCGGGGCGGCCCGGCUGCCGCCCUCGGGGGGGAGGUCGCGGUGCCCCCCCUGCAACCCCGGCUUCGCCAAGGGCGCCGGCGGCUCCUGCCAGCCCUGUCCCCGCGGCUCCUUCUCCAAUGGCUCCGCCUGCCUGUCGUGCCCGCCGGGCACGGAGCCCGCGCUGGGCUUGGAGUACAAGUGGUGGAACGUGCUGCCCCCCAACAUGGAGACCACCGUGCUCAGCGGCAUCAGCUUCGAGUACAAGGGCAUCGCAGGCUGGGAGGUGGCCGGGGACUUCAUCUACACGGCGACCGCGGCCUCCGACAGCGACUUCAUGAUCCUCACGCUGGUGGUGCCGGGCUUCAGCCCUCCCAGCCCGCUGCUGGAGGACACGGAGAGCCACGAGGUGGGAAGGAUCACCUUCGUGUUCGAGACCGUCUGCAGCGUGGGCUGUGAGCUCUACUUCAUGGUGGGCGUGAACUCCCGCGCCACCAGCCCCGUGGAGACGUGGAGGGGCUCGACGGGCAGAAGGUCCUACACGUACGUGGUGCAGCACAACGGCACCCUGAGCUUCACCUGGGCCUUCCAGCGCACCCCCUACCACCAGCCGGGCCGGCACUACACGGGUGACGUGGCCAAGCUGUACAGCAUCAACGUCACCAACGUGCUGGGGGGGGUGGCCUCCUUCUGCCGCCCCUGCGCCCCCCAGCCCGGGGGUCCCUGCGCCCCCUGCCCCCCCGGCAGCGCCCUCGACCCCCCCUCGGGCACCUGCCGGCCCUGCCCCCCCGGCACCGUCCUGCGGGGACCGCCCUCGGGAGGGACCCCCUCGUGCCACCCCUGCGGGCCCGGCACGCACAGCAACCAGCUGCGCUCGGUGUGCUACAACAACUGCAGCCUGUGGCUGCGCCAGGCGGGCCGCUCUCUGCUCUACGAGUUCCCCGCGCUGGGCGCGGGGCUGGCCCUGGGCACCGGGCCCGGCUUCACCCCCAAGGGGCUGCGCUACAGCCACCGCUUCCAGCUCAGCCCCUGCGGACACCAGGGCAGGAAGAAGGCCUCGUGUGCCGACUCGGUGCCGCAGGGCCGGGGGGGGGUCCCCGCCCGCCGGGUGACGUCGUUCGUGUGCCAGGCCAUCGUCGUGCCCCCCGACGGCAGCGGCACCCGCGCAGCCCUGUCCUCACAGCCCGUCAGCCUGGGGGACACCCUGCUGGGUGUCACCACCAGCGCGGUGCUGGACGGGGUCGUGUCCCCGGAGCUGUUCCCUGGCAGCCACCCCGACCUGCCUGACAUCAUCUUCUUCUUCAGGUCCAACGAUGUCACCCAGCCCUGCACGGGUGGCAGGGCCACCACCCUGCGGCUGCGCUGUGACCCCCUGAGCCCCGGCACUGGCACCCUGGCUGUCCCCAGCAAAUGCCCCGAGGGCACCUGCGAUGGCUGCACCUUCCACCUGCUCUGGGUGUCCCCGCAGGGCUGUCCCCGCUGCGGCCCCUCCCACUACCGGGCCAUCCCCGGCGCCUGCAUCGGCGGCGUCCAGAAAACCACGUACGUGUGGCGGGAGCCGCGGCUGUGCCACGGGGGGGUCUCGCUGCCCCCGCAGGAGUCCCGGCCGUGCCGCAGCGUGGAUUUUUGGCUGAAGGUGGGCAUUUCCACGGGCACGUGCCUGGCCGUGCUGCUGGCCGCGCUCGCCGCCUACUUCUGGAAAAAGACCCAAAAGCUGGAGUACAAGUACUCCAAGCUGGUGAUGGACGCGGCGGCGCGGGAGGGAGAGGCGGCGUCCCCCGACAGCUGCGCCAUCAUGGAGGGCGAGGACGCCGAGGACGAGCUGCUCUUCGCCACCGAAAUGUCGCUCUUCGGGAAACUCCGAGCCCUCAAGGCCAAGCGCCGGCCGGACGGCUUUGACUCGGUGCCGCUCAGGAGCUCCAGCACCACCCCACGCGAGCUGUGACGGGGCCGGGGGGGCCCCGCGCCCCCCACCCACCCCACGGGUGUGUGUGUGUGGGAGCACCCCCGGCCCCCCCCGCGCCCCCCAACGUGGCCUUAGGGACGCUCUGGGGCCGGAGCUCCCUCGUGGCUUUUGUACCUCGCGCGUGUCCCCACCCGUGUCCCCUCCCCCACCCCCCGAGAUGCCAAA